This is a messenger RNA of Erinaceus europaeus (western European hedgehog), 6234 nucleotides long. It is a transcript of the gene ATP8B4, whose product is annotated as ATPase phospholipid transporting 8B4 (putative). Gene Ontology annotation, molecular function: ATP binding; magnesium ion binding; ATP hydrolysis activity. Gene Ontology annotation, cellular component: plasma membrane. Bases 396 to 3974 code for a protein of 1192 amino acids. Gene Ontology annotation, biological process: Golgi organization; phospholipid translocation. The record is from RefSeq and is a predicted model, not a curated record. Lineage: Eukaryota; Metazoa; Chordata; Mammalia; Eulipotyphla; Erinaceidae. The transcript is spliced from 29 exons.
CCCACAGAGGAAGCCACCCUCUUGCAGCCAACCUCUAGGGAGCUUCCUUUUGCUUCUCCAAGAUUAACCACUUCUGCCCUGGCAGCCACAGCAGGCAACCGUAGAAAGACUUCUGGACAUUUUUUUUUUUUUCCCCAAGGAGUGUUUCCUUCCUCCAAUCCUCAUUAGUUACUGAGGCUGUUUUUUCCACUUUAUUUUAUUUUAUUUUUUCUGAGGAAAUGAUGAUUCUGAUCUAACACCUAGCAGCUUCCGGUAGUGAUCUUCACUGAUUCAAAAGCUCAACAAAAGAAGACUUUUCCUUUACUGCAACAUCUUUUAGAAGUGGACUGAAUGUCAGUUGGAUAUUUCUUGAGGUCAGUGGUUGAAGCCUCGUGAAAAAUUAAUCAGGUGCAACAAUGUUUGGCAGUAAAAAGAAAUUGCUUGAAGUGGAACGUGUAGUGAAAGCCAAUGACUGUGAAUAUAAUGAGAAGUUCCAGUACGCAGAUAAUCGUAUCCACACAUCCAAGUACAAUAUUCUCACCUUCUUACCAAUUAAUUUAUUUGAACAAUUCCAGAGAGUGGCAAAUGCCUACUUCCUUUUCCUUCUGAUUUUACAGUUGAUUCCAGAAAUCUCCUCCCUGACCUGGUUUACCACCAUUGUGCCUUUGGUCCUGGUGAUAACCAUGACAGCUGUCAAAGAUGCCACUGAUGACUAUUUCCGUCACAAGAGUGAUAAUCAAGUGAACAAUCGGCAGUCAGAGGUGCUCAUCGAUGGCAAACUGAAGAAUGAGAAGUGGAUGAAUGUUAAAGUGGGAGACAUCAUUAAGCUGGAAAAUAACCAAUUUGUUGCUGCUGAUCUGCUUCUCCUCUCCAGUAGUGAACCACAUGGUCUCUGCUAUAUUGAAACUGCUGAGCUUGACGGGGAAACGAACCUUAAAGUCCGACAUGCAUUAUCAGUUACGUCAGAACUUGGUGCAGAUAUUAGCAGACUUGCAAAGUUUGAUGGAAUUGUUGUCUGUGAGGCACCCAACAACAAACUAGAUAAAUUUGCAGGUGCCCUCUCUUGGAAGGACAGCAAGCACUCACUCAGCAAUGAGAAGAUAAUCCUGAGGGGCUGUGUCCUAAGGAAUACCAGCUGGUGUUUUGGGAUGGUUAUCUUUGCAGGUCCUGACACCAAACUAAUGCAAAACAGUGGUAAGACAAAGUUUAAAAGGACGAGUAUUGAUAGACUGAUGAACACUUUAGUAUUAUGGAUUUUUGGGUUUCUUAUAUGCUUGGGAAUAAUUCUUGCAAUAGGAAACUCAAUCUGGGAAAUUCAAGUUGGGGACCAAUUCAGAACUUUCCUCUUCUGGACUGAAGAAGAGAAGAACUCUAUAUUUUCAGGAUUCUUAACAUUCUGGUCCUACAUUAUUAUUCUUAACACGGUUGUACCUAUUUCAUUAUAUGUGAGUGUGGAAGUAAUUCGCCUGGGACACAGUUAUUUUAUAAACUGGGACCGGAAAAUGUAUUACUCUGGAAAAGCAACACCUGCUGAAGCUCGGACGACCACACUCAAUGAGGAACUGGGCCAGAUUGAAUAUAUCUUCUCUGACAAAACAGGCACCCUCACUCAAAACAUCAUGACUUUUAAAAAAUGUUCCAUUAAUGGGAAAAUCUAUGGUGAAGUACAUGAAGACCUGGUUCAGGAUGCAGGCAUUACUAAGAAAAAAGGGACUGUGGAUUUUUCAGUCAUCUCCCAAGCAGAUGAAGCAUCUCAGUUCUCUGAUUGUGAUCUGAUGGAGUCCAUUAAACUGGGUGACCCCAAGGUACAUGAAUUCCUUCGGAUACUUGCUCUCUGCCAUACAGUAAUGUCAGAGGAAAAUAGCGCAGGCCAGUUGACUUACCAAGUUCAGUCACCUGAUGAAGGGGCUCUAGUGACUGCUGCAAGAAAUUUUGGCUUCAUUUUUAAGUCUCGAACACCAGAGACUAUAACAGUAGAAGAACUGGGCACGCCAGUUACUUACCAACUGCUUGCCUUUCUGGAUUUCAAUAAUAUCAGAAAGAGGAUGUCUGUCAUAGUUCAAAAUCCUGAAGGCCAGAUAAAACUUUAUUCCAAAGGAGCAGAUACCAUUCUGUUUGAAAAACUUCAUCCAUCCAACGAAGACCUUCUGACGCUGACGUCAGAUCAUCUCAAUGAAUUUGCAGGGGAAGGCCUUCGAACCUUGGCCAUUGCAUACAGAGAACUGGAUGACAAGUACUUCAGAGAGUGGCAGAAGAUGUUGGAAGAUGCCAGUGCUGCCACAGAUGAGAGGGAUGAGGAGAUAGCUGGGCUGUAUGAAGAAAUCGAAAGGGAUUUGAUGCUGUUGGGUGCCACUGCUAUUGAAGAUAAGUUGCAGGAGGGUGUUAUUGAAACCAUUACAAGUUUAUCACUAGCCAAUAUUAAGAUCUGGGUCCUAACAGGAGACAAACAAGAAACUGCCAUCAACAUUGGUUAUGCCUGCAACAUGCUGACUGAUGACAUGAAUGAUAUAUUCAUUGUAGCAGGGAACACAGCAGUGGAAGUUAGAGAAGAACUCAGGAAAGCAAAGGAAAAUUUGUUUGGUCAAAACAGAACUUUUCCCAAUGGCCAUGUAGUUUUUGAGAGAAAGCAGCAGCUGGAACUGGACUCAGUUGUAGAAGAAACUGUAACAGGAGACUAUGCCUUAGUCAUAAAUGGCCACAGUUUGGCUCAUGCCCUGGAAAGUGAUGUCAAGAAUGACCUUCUAGAACUUGCUUGCAUGUGUAAAACUGUGGUUUGCUGCCGAGUCACUCCACUCCAGAAAGCCCAAAUGGUAGAGCUGGUGAGGAAGUACAGAAAUGCUGUCACUUUGGCCAUAGGUGAUGGAGCCAAUGAUGUCAGCAUGAUCAAAAGUGCUCACAUUGGCAUUGGCAUCAGUGGCCAGGAAGGACUGCAGGCUGUUUUAGCCAGUGACUAUUCAUUUGCCCAAUUUAGAUACCUCCAAAGACUGCUUCUUGUUCAUGGAAGGUGGUCCUAUUUCCGAAUGUGCAAAUUCUUAUGCUAUUUCUUCUAUAAGAAUUUUGCAUUCACACUUGUGCAUUUCUGGUUUGGUUUCUUCUGUGGUUUCUCAGCCCAGACCGUUUAUGAUCAGUGGUUCAUUACUCUCUUUAAUAUUGUCUACACGUCACUGCCUGUUUUAGCCAUGGGGAUAUUUGACCAGGAUGUAAGUGACCAGAGCAGUGUGGACUGUCCCCAACUUUAUGAACCUGGGCAGCUGAACCUACUUUUUAACAAGCGUAAAUUCUUCAUCUGUGUGGCCCAUGGAAUCUACACUUCCUUAGCCCUUUUCUUCAUCCCUUAUGGGGCCUUUUAUAACACGGCUGGAGAAGAUGGGCAGCACAUCGCUGACUACCAAUCUUUUGCAGUUACCAUGGCCACAUCUUUGGUCAUCGUGGUCAGUGUGCAGAUAGCCUUGGAUACCAGUUACUGGACAAUCAUUAAUCACGUCUUCAUCUGGGGUAGCGUUGCUACUUAUUUUUCCAUUUUGUUUACAAUGCAUAGUGAUGGCAUCUUCAGCAUCUUCCCAAACCAGUUUCCAUUUAUUGGAAAUGCCCGGCAUUCCUUGACCCAGAAGUGCAUCUGGCUUGUUAUUCUCUUAACAACAGUGGCUUCUGUUCUGCCUGUGAUAGCAUUCAGAUUUUUGAAGGUGUUCUUAUUCCCUACCCUGAGUGAUCAGAUCCGUCAGUGGCAGAAAGCUCAAAAGAAGGCCAGGCCCCCACGAAGCCGAAGGCCUCAGACUCGCAGAUCAAGCUCCAGAAGAUCCGGAUAUGCUUUUGCACAUCAGGAAGGCUAUGGGGAGCUUAUCACAUCUGGAAAAAAUAUGCGUGCUAGACAUCCACCCCCAGCAUCAGGGUUGGAAAAGACACUCUAUAAUAGCACUAGCUGGAUUGAAAAUUUAUGUAAGAAAACCACAGACACGACGAAUAGUUUUAGCCAGGACAAAACAGUGAAACUGUGAGUCAAGAUGGGUUUGAACCACAUAGUUAUCUUGUCACUUCAGCUGGAGCUGAAAUUCAGCUGGUUCCAGAGUUUGGGAUCAGAAGUUAAGAGUAGGGGCAAGGGGCAGGCUGCCUGCCUUAAUUUAAAUCUGCAGCAGACAUCUGCUGAUGUCUAUGAAGUAGGGGUGCAUCCACUGGAGAAGCAGACCAGAAGGUCACUGCAUCCAUUGUGAUUUGGUGGAUAAAACCUUUUCAGUACAACCCCAAGCUUUUACCAAAUAGACCUAAACUUAAGGGUCUCGUUUAUGGAGAAAAAUGUGCAAAUUGCAUAUGUUGAAUGGAUCUCCAGGUGGUUAAAAAGGUGCCCUGGGAAGGUAUAUAUCCCAGCUGAAGUGGAUGCUUGUGGAUAAACACAUAGAGGUGAGACUGGUCUUUCCAAAGAUACCCAUUUAGGAUAUAAAAUGUGUACUAAGGUGUUUACAUACCAAGAGAAGCUUGUCUCAAGUCUUGACAGUUACCGCUCAAAUCGGGGAAAUAAAUCACUUUCAUAGGUGACUGUCAGAAGUACAUAUAUUGGUGUGCUCAUUUACCAAUCAGAGACAAAGUAAGCGUCUUUACAGUGAGAUAGGCUGUUAAUCUGCUUAAAUUUAGUUUUAAAAGCUCAGGAACAUGCUUAUGAAAUAUGAAAGACAUGAAGUAUUAUGUAUUCCAGUACAUUUCAGUGACUAUACAGUGACAUCAGUAGUCAUUUGACUGUGCCUUCUAGAACAUAAUAGAAACGGUAAAGCAUUGGAAUUUCACAUUUCGAUUUCAAGUGUUUCACACAGUGUGUGGGAAAAUACUGUAAGCAUUUUCAGUUUUUAAGUUUAGAUUUGAAACCAAAUUAGUAACCAGUCUCUCCUGGUAUUGAAUAUUCAUUUAGGUCACCUGGAGUUUGUUGGUUUUGAUGUUCAGAAAUCAUAUCUAUAAUUUUAAGCUAUGAGUGUAUAUUAGAUGAGGCAGACAUUUUUAGAGAUAGAUAGUCCUGUUCAAAUGGUCAGUCCACACAUGCUUCACCAAUGUUCCCUGUACCAGAGUUCAGGCAGAUUUGUGUUAGAACUUUAGCUCUGAAACUUCUUACCUCUAUAAUCUUAGGUAGGCAAUGUGCCUCCUUUGAGUCUUUGUUUGCUCUUCUGUAACGAGAGGAGAUAACGCCUACCUCAUGUGGUUGUUUGUGGAUUAACACGGUACAGUUCUCAAAUCACUGAGAACAGUUCUCAAAUCACUGAGAACAGUUCUCACUGAGUAAACACUGUGUUAAGUUUCAUUUAACUCAUCAUCAGAACAACGGCAGUUUGCCUUGACGAGAAAAUGAAAGAAGUGGAAUUCAAAUAAUUAAGGCAGAAAAGAUUCCUAUAAGCCAUAAAAAGAGGCGAGAAAACCAGGUGAUUUUAUAGGUGGAAUUUAAGAAAAAAGGACAUAAAGGGACAACACUAAGUAAAACUUGGACUGGGUUGGCAUACUGCAUCAAACUCUGGAGAAGGAAGGAGAAGGUUGGGGGAUGUGUGUGUGUGUGUGUGUGUCUUUGAGGUCCUGGUGUAUGAUGAUGGAAAGGGAUCUAAGUUGGUGGUAAGAGUGUUUUGCCAACUCCAUCACUGGGAGAUGAGAAAUUGUACCCAUGUGUCAACAACUGUCCUAAAAAUAAUUACCAAAAAAACUGAAAAAAAAAAAAGAUUGUUAAGUUAAACGUAAGAUUGGUUAGUGUUUUAGUGGGAAAUAAAACUACAACUUUGGUUAUAAAUUUCUCUAUAAGAAAGCAAAGAAUAAUUCUUCAUGCUUUGCCAAGUUUCUGCAAGUGAGCAUCCAACUUUACAGAGUCAUCAGUCUGGCUUUGAUUUAAUUAUUAGUCAGACAAAAUUACAUUUCCAAAAGGAGUUAGAUAGCCCUAAGGUGGCCAUGAUGGGUAAUGGACUUGCAGGAUAUUAAUAGAUCAUACAACCCUUUCUUAGGGAAUAGGGGGUAGGGCUGGGACUGGGUCCUCAUUUCCAAGUCUGCAAUAGUUUUUCCUGAGUGGGACAGAGUGAAAUAUGUGUAAAAGAAUCUACUGCUUCAAUCUCAGUAACUGUUCAUAAAUAUUCUUGCCCCACGUUCCCCCCCCACACACUCACUGCCUGCCACCCGCCUGCUUGUGUAGACUUACCGAGGUAUUAGUUUUCAAUCUCUCAGUCUCUUACUGCGUCUGCUUGCUUUUUUGUAACAUUUUUGGGAGGUCUGAAAACUUUCAAUAAAUUUUUUGGCAUU